AACUAAUAAUGUUCGUUUCAAUUGUAAAUGUUUUGUACUCGCAAGUUGCAUGAUGUAAAAUGGAACAGCCGAAAAUGAAUCUAACCACAAAUAUCUGAGUUUGAGUCAGCACUGAUCAUGAAAAGAAAGAAAAGGGAAAAAACUGUAUAUGUAAAUAAAUUGGUAUUUUUGAAAGAAACCGACAAUCAUGAGUUCGGGUUCGGGUUCGACAUACUUCUAAGGAACUUUGAAACGUUCCCUUACCAUACAUAGUAUUUUACCGGAAGUAAUUCAUAAACAUGGAUCAUGCCAUACAGUGGCCCAAUAAGGUAUGAAAUGAACUUUACACAGGCACCGAAGUUGCAGACAACUCAGCCAGAACCUGACCAUGUGACAUCUAGCCCUACAAACCAUACGAUAACCUCAAUGGUUCAGCCAGAACCUGCCCAUGUGACAGCUAGACCAACAACCCAAACGAUGACCUCAACGGUUCAGCCAGAACCUGCCCAUGUGACAGCUAGGCCAACAACCCAAACGAUGACCUCAACAGUUCAGCCAGAACCUGCCCAUGUGACAGCUAGGCCAACAACCCAAACGAUAACCUCAACGGUUCAGCCAGAACCUGCCCAUGUGACAGCUUGGUCUACAACCCAUACGAUAACCUCAAUGGUUCAGCCAGAACCUGCCCAUGUGACAGCUAGAUCUACCCUCCUUAAGAUGCUAAAGACAGUUAAGGCACCAACAAAAGCCUUGAACGUUCCAGAUACAGACGAUGAUCUGUUUGACGAAGCGGGUACUACAGGCUUUUUUGCAUGGGCAGUACUUACUACUAUAGCUCUGAUACUCCUCAUCGUCAAGAAACUUGUGUUACAGAGAUGUGACUUGAAAUGUUGCACACAACCUUUACCAUCCCCACCACAACCACAAACAAUAGAACCUUUUGAGGAUAGAAUACCUAUGAAUCCUAUUAUGCACACCCCUCCAUCGCAAGCCUCAACUCCUGACACCCCAAGCACAGUAAUGUCAACUCCUGACACCCCAAGCACAGUAAUGUCAACUCCUAACACACCAAGCACAGUAACCUCAAGUGCCCCUUUGGUUUCUCAACAUGAGCCAGUAUCGGCUAAUACAAGGUCAAAGAAGAAAUUGUUCUAGACUAAAAUGAUAUACGAGUCUUGUGAACGGAAUAUGUGCAUACAUUCUCAAAAGAAUACAGGUAUAUUCUUUUUACAUUUGUGAUGUUUUACUACAUGAUGGUAAUUGAGCAUAUAAAUUUAGCUGUGUUGUCAGAAAAGAUGAUGUACAUUUUUUUUUACUUGAUUGUUUUAUUUUGAGAAAAUGUAUUGUUAUCAUACAUAUGACAACAAGUAAGUGUUUAUGUUUGUGUAUUACUUUUGAUAAUGAGACAUACAGAGUUAUUUUGACAAGAAAAAAAUUUAUGUGAAAAAUAAUUCUUGAGAAAAACAGCUAUUAAGCUGU
Messenger RNA from Saccostrea echinata, 1458 nucleotides. RefSeq names its product mucin-2-like. Lineage: Eukaryota; Metazoa; Mollusca; Bivalvia; Ostreida; Ostreidae. The record is from RefSeq and is a predicted model, not a curated record. The transcript has 4 exons. Bases 286 to 1134 code for a protein of 282 amino acids.